Molecule: messenger RNA, 2445 nt
Organism: Dermatophagoides farinae (American house dust mite)
Lineage: Eukaryota; Metazoa; Arthropoda; Arachnida; Sarcoptiformes; Pyroglyphidae
Source: RefSeq, a predicted model, not a curated record
UGGUCACAUGUGAAUUUUGUUUUGUUUUUAUUAUCCCGUUUAAACUGUCAAAAUUACAUUGUACACUUUGACUUUCAAAUGUCCCUUUGUUCAAAGUAACUGUCAUUGGAAAAUGCCACGACCUAAACGAACAUUGACAAUUUUUCGAAGUAAAUAUUUCCCCGACAAUGAUGAAGAUUCCUUGAUUACAAACGAUGAUGAUAAUAAUGAUGAUUAUGGAUCACCGGUUACAAAAAGAAUUCGUAAACAAAUGAUGGAAAAAGUAUCGGUAACAAAAUCGAAUAAAUGUGGCAAUCAAUCUGCAAAGAAAAAGACCAAAAAACCCAGUGUAAAGAAACAUGAAUCCAAAAAGAAUGUUAAAAAAAUCGACGACGACGACGACGACGAUGAUGAUGAUGAUGAUGAUGAUGAUUGGGAAGAAGUUGAAGAAGCAAAAAUUUUCGAUCCAGAUGAUUAUCAGCCCGAAUUGCCAGCAAAAAUUCAAAUAUCAUUAGAUUCAUCAUCUAAUACAAAGACAAAGAAAAAUAUCGAUCCCAUACAGGCAGCAAUUCGACAACGAAUCAAUCGAAUACGUAAAGAAAAUCAAUUAACGAAGCAUAAAUGUUGUAUUCUAUUCGCCAUUAAUCGUCUUCAGUAUCUAAAUUCUUUAAUACAAGAUCCAAUGACUCAAGCAUUAGCUUUAUCAAUGAAUUAUUUGAUGCCUGAUACGAAACUGUCGUUGGAAAAAUAUAUCGGUGCUUUCAUCGCAAAAUUUACAAGAAAUUUUACUAUUUCAAUUCUAGAAAAUCAUGACUACAGUAUCGAUGUUCAACAGGAAAUCAUUCACAGUUUCGAUCGAUUAUCCAUCGAUUAUUAUUUAAUACUCAAAUUGAUCAUAAUAGCCAUGCUUAGAUUAACAAAUCAUAUGAUUAGAUUAUGUUAUCUAUUUGAUCCAUUGCCAAUAAAACCAUCAAAUUUAUUGGGUGAUAAACCGAAAUCAAAAUCAACAAACAAUAAUAAUGAUGAUGAUGAAUUGACGCAGAAAGAAUUUUAUUGGAUUGAAAUUUUCGAUAAUGGAAAUAAUCGUUGGAUUUGUUAUGAUUAUCAGCAUCGAAUCUAUGAUAAUCCUAGGAAAUUGGCCGAAAAAUUUCCUACAAAACCAACGUAUAUAUUGGCUAUUGAUAAUCGAGAUAAUAUUGUUGAAGUUACUGCACGUUAUGCCAAGGAUUGGAUGUCGAAUUCGAUGCAAAAACGACGAAUCAACAAAGAUGAUGAUGGUUGUUGGCUAGAAGAAACAUUAAAUCUUUUCAAUUCAAAUCAUCGAUAUUCAUCAAAAUAUAAACAUGCUGAUCAUAUUGAAUUUGAACAAAUUAUCGCACAAAUUGAAUUGCCUAAAAAAAUGGCUGAAUAUAAAAAUCAUCCAUUAUUUGUACUGACAAAAGAUUUAUUAAAAUUUCAGGCAAUCUAUCCAGGUGAUGCACCACCAUUAGGUUUUUUUCGUGAUCAACCUGUUUAUUCAAGAAAUUGUGUUUAUACAUUGAAAUCACGUGAAACAUGGCUACGUGAAGCAAGAACCGUUCGAAUGAAUGAACAACCAUAUAAAAUGGUACAAUCACGUUUUAAAUGGAAAACAACGACGGCAUUUGGUGAAAAACCUGAAAAAGAAAUGAUCGGUGUUUACGGUGAAUGGCAAACAAUUCCAUAUGAACCACCAAUUGCAAAAAAUGGUAUCGUUCCACGUAAUGGUUAUGGAAAUGUUGAUCUUUAUAAACAAUGUAUGUUACCAAUCGGUACCGUACAUCUUCAAUUGGCUGGAUUAUUACGUAUAGCGAAUAAAUUGAAUAUUGAUUGUUCACCAGCUAUUGUUGGUUUCGAUGGCAAUCGUAAUAGUUCACAUCCAAUUAUAGAUGGUUAUGUUGUUUGUGAAGAAUAUAAAGAUAUUCUUAUCGAUGCUUGGAAUGAAGAUCAACAUAUUCAAUGUGUAAAAGAAAAUGAAAAACGUGAAAAACGAAUCAUCGAUAAUUGGAAACGUUUAAUUCGUGGAUUGAUUAUAAAAAGAAAUUUAAAAAUUAAAUAUGGCCACUAGAUGUCAUUGUUUUCACUGUGUUUAUAUAACCAAAACAAAUAAAAAACAAUCAAUCAGCCAAUAAUGUUCAAGAUGUUGGAAGAAUUUUUAGCCUUCAUAUCCAGAUAUGCCAUUGAGCAUACAUCAAAUUUUGUCAUAUUGAUUCUAUUGAUUACCACACCUUUGUUUGCAUUGAGUGCAUAUCUAUCGUUGAAAUUGGCACGUUCAAUUGAACAGCAACAGAAAAAAAUUAAAUCCAUUGAAAAGAUUAAAAUGAAAUCAAAGGCAAAGAAAGAGAAAUGAAAUCAUCAUCGAAUUGGUGAAUUUUUUUUCAUCAUUUUUUUCGCUAUUUAUCACCAUAUACAAAAUUAUGAUUACAAAAUAAAUUUCUUUCCAAUAUC